CUGGAGUAGGAAAUGGAGUUGGCAUAGAACUCACGCACACGAACGCACGCACACACACACACACACACACACACACACACACACACACACACACACACACACACACACACACACACACACACACACACACACACACACACACACACACACACACACACACACACACACACACACACACACACACACUUAUGUCCCACCCCCCAACGGUCAUCAGAAGAUACAUGAACGGAGAAGAUUUGAAGUCACGUUCACAACCGAGAGAGAAAGAGGGGGGGAUACGGUAGACGGGUAGAAUGGAGAGAGGACAACUGUAAAAGAAAGUAGGCUACUUGGCAGAUCAAACUGGACAACAGACAGGUGUAACUGUUUUCAGGAUGACUGGUUACUUACAGUUUGCAAGAGUCUAACCAUUGUGAGAUGGUCAUGUAAAAGAAAAGACAAAGCUCACAUUCCUGUCACCACUGUAACCUGUGUGAAGUCGACGUCUAACUGGUCAGAUGGCUGGGACACAAGCUGCUGUGCUUCCAUCCUUCAGCUCCUUCUCAAACUUUGUUCGCUCUGAGAACAAUAUGAAGGAGUGGAAAUUUGAGGAUGGCGCUCUCAGUCUGGACUCUCAAACCAAGAGGAUGUCACCUGGCAACACCAGUGACCAGCAGCCAGUUCUUCCUCACCUGGACGAUGAAAGUGAAACCUCAUGGGACAUGGAGUUCUUGUUGUCUGACUGGAGCAGCCCAUCACCUGAGCUGAACCCCUCUCUGGACUACAACACUCAGCAUCUUCUUCAACCGGACCAAACUGGACUCUACCAUGAUGGAGAAGGGGUGUUGACGGACCAAAUAAGUCCAGACAGGCUUCAUACGGGCAGCAGUAGCCUGAUGGUUGAGCUGCUCACCCCCUUAGAGACCAUUGGUUCAGGCAUACCAGAACUUUACAACCAACAGGUUCGGUCAUCAUCAUCAUUAUCAUCAUUCCCCAUUCAACCAAACGUGGACCAGUAUGGUUUCAACCCCGGAAGCAACCAGGAGGGACAUGGCAGAGAUAGAGCCACUGCUGUCCUCACUAAGGCCAAAUCAUGGGACUUUGGAAUGGGACACUACUACCCCCAACAACACACUUCCAUGGUGACGUUUCAAGAUGGCAGAUUCCUCCAAGCCCCUGUCUCCAUGACAACCUCUAUGACCUCUGAAUUUCGAACCCACCACUACAGCUUCCUCCAAAACUACCCCCACCACCUGGGUCUAUACCGCAGCCAGAGGGACUACAACCUCCAUGGCCACCACCACCAACAAGCCUCCUCCAACCACUUCCCCUACUCCCAGCACCAGCAGCCCCACCUAGCUAUCACCUCCUCAGGGGUUCCCCCUGGUGGUUUGGAGGGGAAGAACGGCCGCAGGACUGUGGCGAAGAAGAGAGCUGCUCUACACAGCUGUGAAUACUCAGGUUGUAGUAAGACCUAUACCAAGAGCUCCCACCUCAAGGCUCACCUCCGCACACACACGGGGGAGAAACCAUACCACUGUACGUGGGAGGGCUGUGGGUGGAAGUUUGCCCGGUCGGACGAGUUGACCCGUCACUACCGUAAACACACGGGUCAGAAACCCUACAUGUGUCUGCAGUGUCAGAGAGCCUUCUCCCGCUCAGACCACCUGGCCCUGCACAUGAAGAGACACACAUGAUGAGAGGAGUGGAGGAGGGGUAUGGCUGGGGCCGUGUGAGAUCAUACACACUAAUAUGUGUGUACCUGUCUACACACACUCUCAUUCUGGUUCUCAUUCUCUCUCUCUCUCUCUCUCUCUCUCGCUCUCUCUCUCUCUCUCUCUCUCUCCUCUCUCUCUCUCUCUCUCUCUCUCGCUCUCUCUCUCUCGCCCUCUCUCUCUCUCUCUCUCUCUCUCUCUCUCUCUCUCUCUCUCUCUCUCUCUCUCUCUCUCUCUCUCUCUCUCUCUCUCUCUCUCUCUCUCUCUCUCUCUCUCUCUCUCUCUCUCUCUCGCUCUCUCUCUCAUUGUCUCCUAUCUCUAUCUCUCUUUCUCUCACUCGCACACUAAUCUAAUCAACACACGCGGUGCACACGCAACUACUAGGUAGAGUAGGGUUAUCAUAGAUGAAGAGGAGGCGUGACUCCUCAAAGAUAUACAGUGGACACACACACGUUGUCCACACACUAUAAACAGCUAAAGUAACGAAGAGUCUUACAGUUACAGACUGACUUAACACUAAAAAUAAACAUUUACAUUUUAGUCAUUUAGGAGACGCUCUUAUCCAGAGCAACUUACAGUAAGAGUUAGGUGGGACAAUCACAUAUCACAGUCAUAGUAAGUUCUCUUUUUCUCAAUAAAGUAGUUAUCAGCAAUGUCAGAGAUAGAAAGGUGGGGGUGGAGUCAAGAGCAAGUGUUGGUUCAGGAUUUUGGGAUUUCUUUCAUGUUUCUUUGGGGGGGGCUCGAGGUGAGGAGGGGGAUUAUUUAAAAUAAUCUUUGAAGAGAUAGGGUUUCAGAUGUUUUCUGAAGAUGGUUCCACCAUUGGGGUGUCAGGACAGAGAAGAGCUUUGACUUGGCUGAGAAGGAGCUGCCCUCUUGUAGGGGUGGGAGAGCCAAGAGACCAGAGGUGGCAGAACAGAGUUGGGGUGUAGGGUUUGACCCUAGCCUGAAGGUAGGGAGGGGCAGUUCCUCUUGCUGCUCCUGUAGUGGAGACGUCCAGUGGAAUGCAGUCUGAAAACUAGGUUAGAACAUUAGCACCCAAAACAUACACAAAGUUCAAAGGUCAAUACAGGCUGUGUCACUGGGGAGUGUCAUUCUGGCUGAAACAUUGUAUAAGGAACUUCAUACAAAUAUGGGUUGUUUGCAAAAUCCAACACUAUAUUUAUGGAUCUUAAUAUUUCCUGUAAAUUAUCUAAAGAUAUUUUUUUAUUAAGGCUAAGAUGUUUCUUGAAUUAAGGUUAAGAUUUGGUUAAGAUAUCAACUUUUCAUGUGGUAAAAGUUACUAGUUUCUUAAUUUCAUGGAGACAGAUCACGUCAACUGAACCACAUUGAAAAUACACCAAGCAGAUCAAUUUUGUAUAAUUUCCAAUUGAAUAAAUGUAUUUAUUUGCAAGGCUUUUCAUAUUAAUAUAAUUCAUAACUUCAUAUUUUUAUAUCACUUUGGUCAUUGAGUGCUUUAAACUUUUCUCAUAAGUUUUAUUUGUAUAAUUUGCUCAUUUUAAUUUGACUGCAUGAUUGAAUUGUUUCUAAUUUCUAAGUAAAAUGUAAGUUAAUUCAAUAAAUGUGUACACUUACGAGUGAAGCGCAAAUGUACAAUUUAACCACUA
This is a messenger RNA of Oncorhynchus nerka (sockeye salmon), 3298 nucleotides long. RefSeq names its product Kruppel like factor 1 (erythroid) (gene klf1). Gene Ontology annotation, molecular function: DNA-binding transcription factor activity, RNA polymerase II-specific; RNA polymerase II cis-regulatory region sequence-specific DNA binding. NCBI's taxonomy places the organism in Eukaryota, Metazoa, Chordata, Actinopteri, Salmoniformes, Salmonidae. Bases 498 to 1676 code for a protein of 392 amino acids. The record is from RefSeq and is a predicted model, not a curated record. Gene Ontology annotation, biological process: regulation of transcription by RNA polymerase II. The transcript is spliced from 3 exons.